AUCAAUUGACAUUUCAUAUUAGGAGUGUAAUUGACAACAAGUUUAUGAUUCGGUAAUGGGCGACAGCGGCUCAUGGAUUUGUUUAUUAAAUUGUUUUUAAAAAUAAACGGCCUAAACAAAGGUUAAUUUAUUGUUAAAACUAGUAAACAAAAUACUUCAAAAUGCCGAGUGAAAUGAUAACAUUACAACUCGGCCAAUGCGGUAAUCAAAUUGGUUUCGAAUUUUGGAAACAGUUGUGUAUAGAACACGGUAUAUCUCCUGAGGGAAUACUCGAGGAAUAUGCUUCGGCGGGUUCAGAUAGAAAAGAUGUAUUCUUUUAUCAAGCCGACGAUGAUCAUUACAUUCCUCGCGCCGUUUUAUUGGAUUUGGAGCCUCGUGUCAUACAUACGAUUAUGAACUCGCCAUAUGCUAAGUUAUACAACCCAGAAAACGUUUAUCUCUCAAAACAUGGGGGAGGUGCUGGUAACAACUGGGCAUCAGGAUAUGCUCAGGGUGAGAAACUGAAUGAAGAAGUGUUUGAUAUCAUAAACAGAGAGGCUGACGGCAGCGAUAACUUGGAGGGUUUUGUGCUGUGCCACUCAAUAGCUGGUGGAACAGGUUCAGGCAUGGGUUCCUACAUAUUGGAACACUUGUCAGACAGGUUCCCCAAGAAGCUUGUGCAGACUUACAGUGUUUUCCCCAACUUGGAUGAAAUCAGUGACGUAGUGGUCCAGCCAUACAACUCCCUGCUGACAUUGAAGCGCUUAACAGAAAGCGCUGACUGCGUAAUGGUGCUGGAUAACACAGCGCUGAAUCGCAUCGCCAGCGACCGUCUACACAUACAGAACCCAUCAUUUGCACAGAUAAACACCCUCGUCUCUACUAUCAUGAGUGCCAGUACUGCUACAUUGAGGUACCCGUCGUACAUGAACAACGACCUGAUCAGUCUGGUCGCGCCAUUGAUUCCGACGCCCAGACUGCACUUCCUCAUGACUGGGUACACGCCGCUGACCGCCGACCAUGAACUCAAUACCGCGCCGAAAAUCCGAAAAACCACAGUACUCGACGUAAUGCAAAGGCUGCUUCAACCAAAGAAUAUGAUGGUUUCGCUCAGUCCGGACAGAACGAAUCAACACUGCUACAUAUCAAUUCUGAAUAUUAUACAGGGAGAAGUAGAUCCAUCACAAGUACAUAAGUCCCUGCAACGCAUACGAGAACGAAAACUAGCCUCUUUCAUUCCCUGGGGGCCAGCGUCUAUACAAGUUGCCUUGUCCCGCCGGUCGCCCUAUGUUCACGCGUCCCACAAAGUUUCAGGGCUCCUUCUUGCGAAUCACACCAACAUAUCAUCAUUGUUUGACAGAUGUCUACAGCAGUUCGACAAGCUGCGUAAGCGCGAGGCUUUCUUGGAGGUGUUCCGCAAGGAACCGAUGUUCAAAGAAUCUUUGGAGGAAUUUGAUGAAUCUCGUGGAGUUGUUGACGACCUCGUCCAGGAGUACCAGGCUGCAGCUACCCCUGACUAUGUGCAUUGGAAUCCAGAGAGUAGUCAGAUAUAACACUGACAGAUAAAUGAAGAUGGAACAAAAUAUGUUAACAGGACUGGAUUAAAAACACCGUGAAAGGAAUUCCAAAGGAGAUGUCAAGUGGUGUUAUGAUGAUGAUGUACCCUCGGUUGAUAACUUUUUUUAUUUAACAUGUGCCAUUUAUUUUUGUAUUUUUUAAUCUCAUUUUGUUAACAUUGUUUACUCGAAUAUGUUAUGUUACGAUGGUAUAAACAUUAUUACCAAAAACACGCACUGUCUGAAUAAAAGUCCGCUUUUUUUACCAAGAAUUUAUUUUAUAUUUAAUAGUAGCUAUCUUUUCAACAUUCCCUUAAUCCAUACCAUUCACUUAUCACUCUCGUGCGAUCGUUAUUCAUGUGGUUUGUACGUCCCGGCUAUUGACACGCAAUACAGACUGCUUAACAAUCUAUUUUAUAGACGAACAUCAAUAUUACGUGAGUAAAACAUGAAAACUAAAGAGAUUGUCGACGACAAUCACACCAUGAAGUUUAAGCGCAUUCUAGGAGCUUAGCGGCGAAAACAAAGUACUGGUAUAAAACAAUGUUGUAUCUAGGCUCCUAAAAUGUACUAAACACAUACAAAAAAUGCGCAAAUGAGCCACAUGUAUAAAAAUAAAACACUUGCCCAAAUGGUUUUAUGCUCUUGUCUUGUGUUUAGCGCACUAGAGAGCAGAUCUCAAGUCCAAUGUCUUAUUUUAAUCCUUAUUCAUGUAUUUUACCCUCUUAUUUACUCAGUACUAUGGCAUAUAUACAGUCUCUACUGCCAUCACAUUGAAACAUUACUGGAUACAUAAUUAUGUGAAUAUAUUGAUAUAACAUGAUUCAUAUCUAUUUCUAAAGGAUCAUUAUUUCUUUGUAUAACUGACACAUUAUGUACAUUACUGGUUCAAGAAAGUGAUGACAAUGUGUUCUACAGCAAAUAUUUAUAUCUAAAAAAGACAUAUCUAUAUAUCUGGCCAUUACCGUCGAACAAACUUGAUUUAACCAAUCUAACAUUGAACUACUAGUACUAAUAUUAGCUGGAAUAAUUUUAUGUUAACAAGUAACAUAGCCAGUUGUGAUGCAUUUGAUGUUAAUCUACAUGUCAGCCAUAUUUUAUUACUUAUCACUGGAUGAUCAAGAAUAAAUAUUUUAUGAAAGUUAUUUUUACUUUUUUAUUUUAGAUAGAAUAGACCUUGCAGAUACUUAAGGCAAGAUCAUGCAAUCGUCACUUUCCCAAAAGUCAAAUACAGUGCAGCAUGAAGCGUAUGAGUAGUGUACCACAAACAUCACCUGUUUACAGGCAUGUUUGGCAAGUGACAACACUGUCUAAACCACUGGCUAAAGAUGAACAAGUAUCAUUCGAACAUAAUUCACACGCAUCCUUAACACACAACACUAACACUAAUUUAUUAAUUUUAUUAUACAUCAAUAUAACAGCUGUUCUUAUAAAAGUUUUGUUUAAAUUUCAACACAGACUAAUUACGAAUCACAAUGUAGAUUAUCUAUCAAUCAAGGUGCUAAGAAAAAUGUUAUGUGAUGAGAAAUGAAUUAAUGCAACAUUAUUGUAAGUGAACAUUUAUAUAAAAAUAAAAGCGAUGCCGAGUGCGACGCAUUACUUGCAAAAUAAAAAUGUGCCCUAAAAUACAAUGACUUUCUACAACAGAUUAUUAAUAGAAAUUUUAUUCUGUUCUAGGCCCCACUAAGAAAACAAUGCAUGCAAAUAAAUGGUAUGCUCAUAUAAUCAAUAGAGCUGUGACUGGGAAUGUGUAAACAGUCAUUUGCAUAUAUUACCUAGUGAAGCCACAUUUAUAAUGAUUGUAGAAGAGAACAUUGUACAGGCCUUCUGGAAUAUUAGUUAGUGACACGGCCGAAUGUCAACAACAGGCACUGUGGGCUAGGAAGUCUGACUGGGUGCCUGGAACUUGGGCUGGAUGAUGGACGUCUUGCGCAGCGGGACGGUUUCAGGUGUGGGGAUGGCAUCACCAGUCGGCAGCUUAGCAGGGGCAGCAGGAGCCUUGAAUGGUUGAGCCAGAUUGCUCGGCCUCUGUUUCGCCAUUUGAUAAUCUCCAGAAUCAAAGAACUUUUGCCCUUUAGCUAGCCUCUUCUGCAGGAAUGCUGAGUGGCCACCUGGUCCUCUUCCAAGCAUGGCAUUAGGGAACUUUGCCUUCAACUUUGCUUCCUCUAAUUUUUCCAAUUCUUUGGGGUCCUUUGGGGGUUCAGGUUGAUCAGGAGAAUCACUCAUUUUGAUAACUGCAUAUUGAUAUUUGAGUCAGUAGCUACGUUGAUGUUUAGCACAUGUAAUUAAUAUUACGGCAAUUGUAAUAACAAGGAACCACCACAAUCGAUUUUUAUCGUUAACAUUAACAACAAUCGCAAUUUCUCGUGAUUUUCGUAACGUAAAAAAUGGCGUUUUCAAAAAAUGUUGCAAUGUUUAGAGUUUCAUUUCUACCAAUAUAAAGCAACCACUUGAGAGAUUUAAUUUGGUUAUUUUAAAUUAAUUUGUUUACUUUUGCAUAUUGCACAUUUCUAAA
Spodoptera exigua (beet armyworm) is the source of this 4050-nucleotide messenger RNA. The record is from the annotation of a GenBank genome assembly. Lineage: Eukaryota; Metazoa; Arthropoda; Insecta; Lepidoptera; Noctuidae.